CGCAUCGGACCAAAAUGAGAAUAUCUAUUUUCUCCAGGGCAUAAAUUGGCUGGGACAGACACGGGUCCUCACAUUAGGUCGUCCAGCAGAGAGGAACCAUCAUGCCACCGAAGGCAGCAGCAAAGGCAGCUGCCAAGAAAGCCGAACCGGAGCCUCCGAAGGAAGAACCCAAGGCCGCUCCUCCGCCCAAACGCGAGGCCCCCAAGUUGGACGAGGGCGUCUUGGAGGACUUCAAGGACUGGUACACGUUGUUCGAUGAGGUCGGAGAUGGAAAGAUCUACGGGCGGCAGAUCGGCGACGUGCUCCGGUCGUUCGGAGAGAACCCCACCGUGAGCCUGUGUGAACAGUUCAUCAAGGAGAUCGGAGACGACAAGCGGAUAGAUUUCGACACGUUCCUGCCGUACCUUGGAGAGGCCAUGAAGUUCCGGGACCCGUUCGACAACUACGAGGCGUUCCAGGAGUGUCUGAAGUGUUACGACAAGGACGGGAUCGGAGUCAUCGACAGCGCCGCCUUCAGACACGGACUCUCAUAUCUAGGAGAGAAACUGAAGGAUGAGGAGAUUGAAGAACUGAUGGGCGGACUGGAGGAUGGGGACGGCAGGAUCAACAUCGAAGAGUUCUGUACCUUCUUGUUGAAGGAAGGGAAGGAUACAGCAGAAGAGCCAAAAGAGGAAAAGAAAUAGACCAGUACCAGGCAUCGCAUCCCACUAUGUUUAUACUCUGCAAAUAUCUAGUUUUCUAGACACCUGCUUCCGAUAAAGAAAACGUAAUGCCGAAUUUCGAAUACAAAAUGGAUAUUUCGUACGACAUUAUUGACUUCUCCACUGUUUACGACGCUGCUUUGUUCUUGUAGAUCUAAAGUUGAGAUUUUAAACAAUGUCUUCAGUAUGAUUGUUUGAUAUAAAUCAAGGAGGAAGUAGAUAAGACACAUGACGCAGGUCUUCAGAGUAAAACCGUCUGUCUUUCGUCUGUCUGGGGGCGAGGUGGGGGGACCUCCGAUCCCAUCUUAUAUUUCUCUUUCUUUCUCUUUCCUUUUUUCUCCGAAAAAAAUAAGAAAAAAUACGGACCAAACCCAGUACUUUAAUUGGUAAGGGAAGGUAAGGAGUUCGUCUGUCUGAUGAAGGAGCUAGUGGGCCCGGCAGGAGAGAGUGGGCUGUGAAACUUUACCCUGCUGACCGAGCUACGUUUUACCUGAAACUGUCGUCUGUUUGUCAGUCUACUUUCCUCUUGUGAAAAAUGAUCGAAGUGUUCAAAGACUCAUUUUUUCUGAGAACUAUCUUUGAGUGGAACUCGCAGUACAGUAGAAGAAUCCUUACUAUAUAGCUUUAAACAACGCUUGUAUUUAGAUGUAUAAAGGUUUGAUAUGAAGAGUAGUUCAGUGUAAUAUAACCAGCUGCUGCUGGGCCGAGUGCCUGCGAAGCUGGUGUGUUAUGCCAAAGAGCGGUUAUAUCGUCUAUACAGAUAUGGAAGCUGGUGUGUUACACCAAAGGAAGGUUUUACCGGCUAUACAGAUACAAAACCUUGUGUAUUACAUCGAACAGUGGUUAUACCAAUAACAUGACAAAUCAUACUACACACGGGAGCCGGCUUCAGGGUUUUAUCAUGUAAAAGUACGCAAAAUGGUAGUACAAUGUACAAAUGGUAUGAACUGCUGAAUACAACAUUAAAGUUGAGUGAACAAAGUUA
Messenger RNA from Branchiostoma floridae (Florida lancelet), 1686 nucleotides. Its product is annotated as neo-calmodulin-like. Gene Ontology annotation, cellular component: myosin II complex. Bases 102 to 683 code for a protein of 193 amino acids. The transcript is spliced from 6 exons. Gene Ontology annotation, molecular function: calcium ion binding. NCBI's taxonomy places the organism in Eukaryota, Metazoa, Chordata, Leptocardii, Amphioxiformes, Branchiostomatidae. The record is from RefSeq and is a predicted model, not a curated record.